Aspergillus niger is the source of this 1629-nucleotide messenger RNA. RefSeq lists its product as uncharacterized. Gene Ontology annotation, biological process: regulation of DNA-templated transcription. Lineage: Eukaryota; Fungi; Ascomycota; Eurotiomycetes; Eurotiales; Aspergillaceae. Bases 1 to 1629 code for a protein of 542 amino acids. The record is from RefSeq and is a predicted model, not a curated record. Gene Ontology annotation, molecular function: zinc ion binding; DNA-binding transcription factor activity, RNA polymerase II-specific. The transcript is spliced from 2 exons.
AUGGGUGUUCAGGAAACAGCGCCGAAGAAAAGAACUCGGGUCAGUCACACCAAGGUGCGUACGGGUUGUCGGACCUGUAGGAUACGCCACAAGAAAUGUGACGAGACCCGACCUAUCUGUCGCAUGUGCAGCAGCACUGGACGGAUUUGCGAUGGAUACCAGCAAACAAUCGAUAGGAGAACGCGCGCUUCCAGACUCCGGCUCGCUUCAACAUCGCCAUCAUCGACGAGCAGCUCAUCUUCAACGGUGAGUGUGCCGUCUCUAGUGUCGGAUCUGAUCUUACACACCAAUGAGAUCGACCUCACCCGGCAGGAGCGUUGGUAUCUCGACUUCUUCCGCAGGAAUACUUCUUUUCAAUGUUCUGGUUACUUUGACGAUGAUUUCUGGCUGCGUCUGGUACACCAAGUCACCGAGGCCGAGCCAGCGGUCAGACACGCUGCCAUUGCCCUAAGUGCGCUCCACUGUAACUUUGAGCGAACCAGCACCGGACAGGGGGCCAUAGACAGCCGUCUGCCUCUCCAGCAAUGUGUCAAAGCAAUUUCCUCACUGAGACAUCAGCUAGCGGGCGGAGGAGUUCUAUCCCGCUCUAACAUGCAAAUAACCCUCGUCACCUGCGUACUCUUCGUCUCGUUCAUGUUCCUGCAGGGUGAUACGCACUCUGCCUAUUGUCACUUGCGUGGGGGUCUCAAACUCCUCAAAGAAUGGAGAUCCACAGACAUGCCGGGCUAUUCAACCACUGGUGCAGUGCUAAUGAAAGUAUUUGCCCAUCUACAACUACAAUGGUCGACGUUCGCCGACGAAGUCUUCAUUGAAGAGGUAGAUAGCAAUCGCUUCGACGUUCCCUAUAUAGAGAUCAAUGAUCUCAGCCUCGAAGAGCCGACCGACAGCUUAGAAAAGGCAGGCAGCCUGCUCGUCAGUCUAGGCCGACUCGUCUUGACUCCACGUCCUCCCGGCACCUCCUCACCAGGCUACUGCACCGUCCUAGACAGCAGACGCAUGGCCAUCCUUAACAAACUCCAGCAUUGGACCACCGAACUCGAUAACUCAAUGACAUGCGCCGGAAACACCCUCAUCCUCCGCGACAACACCAUCCUAACCGUCCUAAAACUCUGGAGCGAGAUCAUCUACAUCAUGGCCGCGACAGAAACGCGUCUUGGCGGCAGCGAAACCCGCUUCGAUGCCUUUCACCUCAACUUCGGCCGAGCCGUGGCGCUCGCCAAAAUCCUCCUCCUCUCCACACCCGCCCAAUCAACCAUGCCUAAUUUCUCCAUCGGAAUGGGCAUCAUCCCCCCUCUUUUCUUCUGCGCCUUCAAAUGUCGCGACUGGUACAUCCGGAGAGAAGCAUUACAAUUACUACGCAGCUGCCAGAGACAAGAAGGUCUCUGGACAACACCGGGGGCCGUGCUCGUCCUGGAACGGCUGAUCGAUAUUGAAUCUAAAGGCCUCAUGCCGGGAGACCUGGUUCCAGAGUCACGCCGCGUUGACUCGAUUCAUGUGAAUAUCCUUCCGGAUGAUCAUAAGAUUGGGUUAUGGUAUCGUCGAUCGGGCAUGGGCGUGGGUUUGGAUGGCUAUAUGGAUGUAGGUUCGGGGAUGUGGGAGAAGGCAUUACUGGAAUACCAUGUUGGAUGA